Haemorhous mexicanus (house finch) is the source of this 3135-nucleotide messenger RNA. RefSeq names its product sperm microtubule associated protein 2 like (gene SPMAP2L). NCBI's taxonomy places the organism in Eukaryota, Metazoa, Chordata, Aves, Passeriformes, Fringillidae. The transcript has 9 exons. The record is from RefSeq and is a predicted model, not a curated record. The coding region runs from base 39 to 956 and encodes 305 amino acids.
CGGGGCGGGCGGAGCCGUUGGGCGGGGCGGGGCCGGCCAUGGAGGCGGCCGGGGGCCUGCACCAUACCUGCGGCCCGCACGUGUCAGCUUAUGCACCUUGCAUGUGUGUGUACCCACGCAGCAGGAUAGAGGUACUUGCAGACCCCAAACCACUAUUUUGCCAAGCCAGCAGUCCCACGCUUGUAUGGGGAAACCAGGAGACAAUAUGGACCCUCUCACCUGGUGCUAUGACAGCUACACCAUCUGCAAGAACCUUGCAUCUGUGCCAGCCCAAGAAAGAUUUUACCAAGUAUGGGCGCAGUUGCAGACCAGUAGUUGGUGGGAAUCCCCUGCUACCGAAGUAUGGCUACCCAUCUGAACGGCUGCUGAGGUUGUCUGAACCCAAAAAAUACCUCCCUGCUUACCUGGAACAAAGAUCCCGUGAGACCCCAGAGUGGCCUGUGUCCCUGGCUGCACAGAACUAUAAUGCCUCCAAGCGGAUACUGCAGCUUGCCCAGCCAAAGGCGCUGCACCCAGACUUCAUGCCGCCCAGAGAGGUGCCAAUACAGGUUUCCAGCUUAGCAAUCUCGGCCAGUGCAUCGGCGCGGGUCCAGAAGCUCGCAGAGCCCGUGAUCAGGGAGUUGACCUGCUGCACUACGCACACCAAACCUGGUGUUAUGUCUCCGGCUUCCACGUCAUCUCGGAAGGUAAUUGCAAGCGCUCGGACCAUUGAGCUGUCGAAGCCCAAACAACUCCACCCUAAGUUCAUGCCCGCGCGGGAUCCCGAGUGGCCUGUGACAAAGGCUGCCAGGCAGGCAGUAGCUACAGAAAGAAUUGUGGGGCUGGCCCAGCCUUCCUCGAGACCUCGUCAGGGCUUGACUGCACUCAACCCAGAUGCAUUCAAAGUGAAAGAGAGAGCUCUGAAGGCGGUUUGUACUCCACGGCUCGCUGAACUAGCUCAACCAAUUAGGCGCUAAGCUCCUUCAGAAAUGCUCCUGCCAUCUGCCCGCAUCACCCCUUGGAACAUCACUCUCUCUGGGCUGUGCUGUGGCUGGAAAAUCUCUUUGAACACAGCGCAGAGGCAGCACUCAGCCUGGAACACUUUCUGGGAGUUAAAAUAAAAUCAUCAUUCCUUAAGAAUAGUCAUCAGGGAAAAUGACAGAAUUCAACUUAAUGUGGGAAGACUCUCUCCCUAGGAUGGGUUGUGUCUGGAGUUUCUCUCUUGGUUGUUUUGCUGUAAUAGUUUAGAAGUAAUGAAACAACUGCAGGGGGAAGGCACCACAGGAACUGUCUUUUCAUGCAGGGAAGUGUGGCAAACUAAACUCAAAAGCACGCAGCAAGUUGAUGCAACACAACUCCUGAAUUUAGGUUUAAAAUUUUUUGCUAAAGUUUUAGCAAAACUUUAGUUCAGCAAAACUUUUGAGUGUCAGUAAGAAGAUCUUUUUACUGACACUCAAAAGUUUUAUGCUAGUGACAGGAGUAGAAAUACAGAAGGCUGCAAUGUAUGUUGAGUUGGCUUGGAUUUGGGGCCUGUUUUCUCAAAUGCCUGGAGAACAGGCAGAUCCAGAUACAUAGGUGGGUUAAAGCUGUGUGGUUCAGAUACUCAGUAUGUGACCCUGGGCAAAAUAAGAGAGUUCUGCAUUGGGAUUUUUGGAGCCUGACUCAAAAAAGCAGAGUCCCUCUCAGUGUAAGAGAGAAGUCAAGUUGCAAAGGCUAAGCAGAAAACAAGUAUUGAUGCCGGAGUCUGCAGACCAAAUUCUGAGCUCCAGUCAAGUCUGUGGGUAAGUCAGUUUGACAGCUGGAUUGCAGGGGAACAACACAGCCUGUGCAGGGCAGACAUAAGGGGAGAACCCUUUUAUCUGCUUCCUACAGGGUCAGAUAAGCCUGACCAACCACUGGCGACAGGCUGGAGAUACUGAGGCAAGAGAGAUGCUCUCCAGUAAGCGACAAAAGCCACAAAUGAAAGCAUAUGGCAGUUUCAGAGCCAAUGUAUUUUAAUCUUCCCUUUGUUAAGCUGAUUCUCCUUCCAAAGGAGUAGAGGCAGGUGACCACAAACCAGAAGGGGAUUAAUCAGAGGCUCCAUUAAUUGAUUCAGUAAUCCACUAAGCAGAAGACUUUUGAAGCCUUUUGAAUAAGGUAAGGUCACUGGGAAAUUGUGCUGGUUAUUUUUAGACCAGGCAUUGUCCUGUGCCAGGAUGGAUGAGAGUUUGGACUUUGUGCAAGAGCCCCAGUGCAACUGCAUUCCUCAGGCUUGAGAAUGGUCAGGAGGAGACUGGGGUCUCCCCCUAAAACCCCCAUGCAUCUGGGCGAACCCCAGCACCACCAUCCUCUGCCACCUUGGGAAUUAGGAGGUGUGUGGGGUUGUGUGGGCUGCCAUGCAUGGACCCACAGGUGCCCUAGGAGAUGAGGCUGCCCAUGGCUGUCCCUAUGGCAAAGGGAAAACCCACUGUGCCCACUGAGGGUGCCUGGGAGAAAUGUUGCCCUUCCAGAGGAAGGAGUCUGCCUCCUGUCAUGGGGGCAGGGAGCACAAGGAGGGACAUAGCAUAGCUCCUCUUGUUAAAAAAUGUUGGGUUUUUAUAAUUGCACUGGGAAAAAACCCAAAACAAACCAUGAGUUCUUUCUCUUUGGUGACCUUUAACAGAAAGGUAAAAAAGGCAUUCAAAGGGUGCUUGGCUUGGUCAGAUUAUGGUGUAGGCACUUGGUUUGCAGUAUCCAGAGCUGAUUCUGGCACGUUGAGCCAAAUCAGGUCACUUGGACGACACACCUGGUUUUCCAGAUGCCCUGUUCGCUGGAUGAUCUGUGCCUUAAAGCUGACACACAUACUUUGCCUCUGUAGAUUGUAAGGAAAAGGAAUCUUUAUUUUUUCCUUCUAUAUUUGAACAUAGAUCAUGGCAACAUUUCUGCAAGCCUGGAACAAGGGCAUGAAAUUGCCUUUUCUUGUGCAGCUGCUGUUAAUGGGUUGGAAUCACAAGAUAGGUUAUCAGCCAUCAAAAGUUGUAUACACACAUGUGUGUGCAUAUACAUAUACAUAUAUAUAUAUAUAUAAGUAUAUAGAGUGGGUUUUUUUCUGGUUAUGUACAUGUUAAAUAAGAUUUACGUUAAAUAGCAGAGUAUUACUUUGUAUCGCAAAACCUAUUGCAACAGAAGAACCCCAAG